AUGUCGUCUUGGCAAGAUUACGUCGACAAACAUUUGUUGGCCUCCAGGUGCGUCACCAAAGCGGCGAUCGCCGGACAUGAUGGUAACGUCUGGGCCAAGUCAGAAGGAUUCGACGUGAGUAUAAUAAGCAUGUUUGGUCGGCGGGGUGCGCACGCGGUCAGGCCGCCUGGUCAUCGUUGUCGGGAUUGUUAUUCGUUCUGCAACGGCAUGACCUCCGGGAACUGUUUGUCUACACCACCGCCCGUACCUACCCGCCCAUCAAUGUUGUGCUCCUGGCAAUACAAUUUAUUCUGUGUCUUGUACCCAUCUUUCGACGAUAUUUAUUUCAUUUGAUCUUGAUUUCAUUAGCUUUAUGUCCUACCUAACCUAACUUUCGGCUCUGCUUGUUAGGCCAGUUUCACAUUUGCAAGUGACACACAAUACUCGAUCUACGCGACUAUAAUUCAAGAUGUAUAAUCAAAAUCGCUCAUCGCUCGUCGUUGUUUCAAAAUAUUUAACAUGGUAAAUCCCAAUCCCAUCACUCUGCUAUCACCACCAGUUGCUUGUCAAUGUGAACCUGGUCUUUUGCAACCUAGAUAGGUUCCUAUCCUCUGUAGGUAAAUGUACGAUCCAAGUAGGUAGCUAUUAAUUUGCAUGUACCUACUAACUUAUUUAUUAAUUGGAUACUUUCUUGUUAUUCGAGAAUAUCCUGUUUUGAAAAUCCUGUUAUUUCAAAAUCAGCUUUUUCAAGUUUGCUAGAGUUGUAUGCACUCUAACAACCUGAAUAAAUUGUUGUUUUUCUUUUAUAUUUAAUAAUAUUGCAUUUAGGAGAGUAGACAUGGUUCGAUCAGGAACUUGAACCAAAAAACAUUAUUUAGUUUUAUGAUAUAGUACAAAAACCCAUUUUAUGGAAGUAUUCUGCGUGCAUUAUUUGUGCGCUUAGAAAGUAAGCUUUCGUCUAUUUCAAUAAUUUUACCAAGUCCUCUAAUUUUUCCUCGGUUUCUUGCCUCAAUACUGAGAACACAAACUUCCCGCAAAUAAUUAUUUCAGUCUAUGACAGUAUUUUUGUCUGUUUUCAAAUUUUGUUUAUAUCAUUUUCUAGAAGUUGACCCUUCAGUCCAAGCAAAAAUAAAUCAUAUAACAGUAGCAAAUGAGAGAUGACUAUUCAAACUAAGUGUUAUAUUGGACACUUACCUUUUUUUUGCCAAUUUUUAAUUCCAAAAUAUGAGUUUUCUGAAGUAUGGUUUUGUAUCAUGACCCAGUGGCAUCAUUUGGGGAGGGACUGGGAAAGUAUUUACCUCUCCUUGUCAUCAGCGGACCUCUAUUGGCUGGGUAUAGGUUAGUUUUGGGCCACUAGCCUGCAAACAUAAUUCAUGAUUUGUGUUGCAUACGACCACCCUGAACUACAGUUUUUUAAGAUUGAUUUGUGAUUAUAAUUGUGAUAGUGUGGUAAUUGUAUGCAAUUUUUUUUAUUGUACUUUUUGUUAACAUUGCACUGUAUCUGAAAUUGCCGAGUUGGCGAGUUCUCAUAAGAGUCCUUGUAAAUUUUUGGAGAGUGUCUAUUCUUAUAUUUCAAUUUAUUCUAUGAUUAUACUGAUGUCCAUAGUGACAUGGUUAUAUUUUUUGGAAUUACAUCUAUUAUACUCCAUACAUAUCGGCGCAAAUAAAACAUAAGUUAGAAAAAAAUUAAUCUCAAAUUAAAUCAUACAUUAGGUAAUUGGUAAUAUAUUUAGUUAUCCCUUUACAUAUAUAUUUAUUAUUUAAUCGUUCUCUCAAAAAAAUGGGUUAUUCAUGCCUAUGAUAGCAAUUAUAAAAUGAUUUAAUCAGCCAAUAAGUAUUGAGAUAAAAAUGUAAUUGUAACGGAUAAAUUAGCGAACGCUUUUUUUUCAGUUGUAUUAUGGGUCAGUUAAAUAUUUUGCUCCUCCUCUCAAAAACCAAAAUGACGCCACUGUUAUGACCAUUUUUGCAUUUUCUUUGGAUGUGUUAAAUACCACGUUUAUGAAGUAGCCUUACUGCUUCUUCUUUUGUGUCAAGUAAAGACCAAACGUCCAUAAUAUUAUUUAAUUAAUACAAAAUUAGUUAAAUUAAAAUUAACAGCAAACACAACAAAUGUGAUUAACAUAAUUAUUAUACAACGGCAAAACAGUCCACUUUUAAAAAUCAUAAUAUACAGGAAACACCACAUUACAAAAAUUAAUAAUAUAGGUAAUAAUAGAUAAUUGUGAAUUGCGAUGCUAGAAGUAGUAGUCAUGAUAGUCUUGUAUAACAGGAAUGUACCAUUAAUUGUGUAAUUAUCUGCAUUUGAGAAUAAUUGAAAUUGUGUAAUGGUCCUGUGUGUUAUCUAGGAUCUUGCAUGGAAAUAAUUAUUAAUUAUUUCUACUGAUUUAGAGACUUGCUUAAAUAUAUAUUAUAUUCUACAAUAAGUCCUCAUUUAAUGUUAAGGUUAGGUUCCUGAUAAACAUAACGUUAAUUGAAGCACUUUUUACGUACACUUUAUUAUAGUGGGUUCCUAUCAAUAAAUAAUAAUGUAUUAUUAUUAUAAACAUAUUAUUAUUUUAAUUAUUAUAAUGGCACGAUUCACCCAAUUAUUUUAUUUAAAAAUUAUUAAUUGUUUGUAUUAAAUUAUAUUAAAUUACAUAUUAUACAUAUAAUGAAAACUUAUAAUUAGGUUUACAUACUUCUUUACAAUUUAUUCCUUAAAAUUGAGUAGUGUUGACUAUUUAGCUAGCUUUUUUUCAUCAUGAUACAAUUCUCAGUAACACGUUAAGUUGUUUAAAAGAUUUUGCUUAACCUGUGAAAAUCUUUCAUGAUUUGUGAAUCUUCAUCAUUUAUAAUUUGAAGGCAUUCUUCAAUUAAUUGGAAAUCUUUAGAUAACCUUAAUACAUAAAUAAAAAUAGUACCUACAUAUGACAGGUAUGUCAACCAAACCAAUAACAGUAUUAGCUGAAAAAGGUUGAUGAAAUUAAAUUACUUAUAAGAAUUAUACAAAGUAUACAUAAAUACAUACAUAUAACUAAAAUUUGAUACGUGGACUUACUGUAAUUGAAAUUAGAAAUAUAUGUAUACACUAGCAACUAAAUCCACUCACUCACAAAAAGACAUAUUUAAUUUUUUUUAAAUGGCUAAACCAAUUAUCACAAAACAGAAUUUUUUGAAAACCUAAUGAGUUUACAUUACAGUGACACCAUUAUCUUAAAAAUGUCUUAACUAUCUUACCUAUGACCUAUCUUAUCUAUGACAGAACGAAAAGUGAUCAAAAAAGAUCACAAUGGAAAUAUUUUCUGUGAGUAUUAAAUUUACAAAAUGUCUUUCUUAUUUUCAUAUUUUACAUAAAAAAGUAAAUAUUCAUUUUUUGAUUAUUUAGAAAUAAUCAAUUUUUUCUUAUCAUGAUGCCAGUUUUUAUGUUUUCUGAUUGGCUGUUGUAGAUGUGACCUAUGUGUCAGACCUCAAUAGUAUUCAUAAAAUAAAAAUAUCAAAAUAUUAUAAUAAUAUUAUAUGAAUAAUACAUUUGUGAUAUUCAUGUUAUAUAUUUAUUAAAAACUUAUUAUACUUAAUUUGACUCCUAAAUAUUUUUUUAGAGUAGUUAUUAAUAAACUAAAUAUGACUGAAUGAUUCAAAAUAGUUUAAUAUCAAAAUAUACACAUUAUAAAUAUUAAAAUAAAUUAUAUAAAAUUUAUUUAAAAGAUUAAACAAGCAUUGAUUUGGUUUAGUAAUAAAAUUGCUCUAUUUCUAAAAAUUAAUGAUUUUUUACACAAUUUAUAUCAAUGAUAGUUUAAAAAAAAAACUAAUUAACAGUGUAAUAAAAACUUAAAUAAUUUAGUACCUUCGUAAUUAUUAUUUUUUAAUUAAAUUUAUAUUUUCUGAAUUCCAUAAUUCAUAUAAUAUUUUUAGAAAUAUAUUUAUUUUAGAUGUCAGAUUAAAAAGACAUUUAGGUUUUUAAUAAUUUUUUUUGUUUCUAUCUUCCAAUACAAUAUAUUAUACAUCUAUUAUAACUUUUGGAACUCAACCUAUUAUUUAUCAAUACAAGCAAGUUGUGAUAGUUGUUAAAUAUUAUGUUAUAUAGGUACUUGUCUUUUGUAAAAAAAAACUAUUGAUAUGUAGAUUUUUCAUAAAGCUCUAAUGAUCAUUGUUGUUAAAGUUUAUUUUUAUCAUUAUAAAUAUAAUACAUAUUAAUCUAGGUGCUACAGUUAAAGGUACAAGUUAAAUAAUCAUGUAAUAAUUUAUGUUAUAUUAUUACAUAGUACAGGAUGCUAGGUAAUCCACUAAGGCCUGCGCACCCCAUUUUUUUGAUUAAAUUUUGAUACUAACCACUGGCAAUGUUAUUUUAUAUAACAAUAUAGUAUAUUUUCGUUUCUUUAUAAAUUAGUAGUAGGUAUGUCAUUUAUUUUAUAGCAAGCACUAUAGAACUUAGUCCUUUAAAAUGAUACAAAUUACCUAUGUAUAAUAUUUAGUUAUAAUUAUUAUUAAAGUUCCUAUUUUUUUGUUUAUUCCUUAGGUAUCAAAAGAAGAAUUGACUAAAAUUGCUUUGGGUUUUGAUAAUCAAGACACAUUAACAUCUACUGGCAUAACUUUGGCAAAUACUCGCUAUAUUUAUUUAUCAGGCACUGAGAAAGUUAUAAGGGCUAAACAAGGAAAAGUUGGAGCUCAUUGUGUGAAAACUACACAAAGUAAGUUUUAUGAACUUAUUAUUACAUGGACUCGGAAGUGAAAGCUUCAAAAAGUUAAUUUUUACUGUUUUUAAUAUGCACCUGAACAACUAAAUUAAGCCCUAUAACAUAGUACUAAAAAUUUGAAAGUAUGCAAAAUAAUUUUAUCUAUAAAAAUAUAUUUUUUAUAUUUUAUUUUUUAAUCUUGUUUCAUUUAAAUAGGAUCUGUUAGUUGCAUAAUGAUGUGACUGUCAUAGUUUUAUUACAUAUUUGUGUGUGGUUGUUUGGGCCAAAAUAUAAUUAUAGCCUAUACAUUAAAAAAAAAACAAAUGUCUGUGACAUUAGUGAAUUAUAAAAUAAAUUUGUUUCUUUUGGAAAAUGGUCUAGGUGUCAUCCAAAUUAAUUUGCAAGUGUUAAUAUUUCCUAGCUCUGAUUAUUACCUAUCAAGAAACCAAAUUUGGUUUAUAUUAUUUUAUAUUAAGACAUAGUACAUUUGUAUUUACUAAAUUAUAUUAAUAUUAAAGUUAUUUGUUUAUAUUUAAAUUAAAUUAAUAUUAUCUAAGUUUAAACAAAAGCUGGGUAAGUACUCAAUUUUUAUUGAUUGAGUUAUUAUGUUAAUGUCUUAUCUUGAUUAAGAAAUUUAUAUUUAAUUUAGCUAAGUGUAUUUUUAAAUUCUGUGUGAGAAAUGUAUUGUUUUUAUUUUGUACUUUUGUCUCAGUCUGUAAACUACUUCUAUCAAAAAUCUUGUUCUAAUUACAAAAAUGACAUGAGACAUUUUUUGUCGCAUUUUAGAUCUGAUUGUUGUAUUGAAUGAUUAGUUUUUGAUUUUCCAGCUUUUAUAAUAAUUGGAUAAACAACAUUUUGAAGAAUAUCAUGUUUUCUGAAAGUUGUUUUUUAAUUUUUCUUUCUUAAUAAUUGGAAACAAUUUAUGAAAACAGUAAAAAAGUCCAUGGUCUUUUUGUUGUUAAAAUUUUGUUUAAAAUAACAUUUUUAAGAGACUAGAAAUUUUGAAAAAAAAUAUUUAUUGCUAUUCAAAUUUUGAAACCAGUUAAUUUUGCUCAAUUUUUAGACACUUGAAAUUUCAAGUUUUUAUUUGGUAGGUUAAUAUUUGGUAAAAAUAGUUUGACAAUUUAAUACAAGAUUCAUUAUAAGCUGCAUCUAAUUGUUAAAAAAAAAAUUGUGCAUAAUAUAUAAUUAUUGUUUCAUAUUAUCAAUAUAUUCUACAUUAUUUACAAUUUUGUAUUGUUUGGUAAUAUAACAUUUUUUUUUUUGCAGCCAUUGUUGUGUCAUUGUACGAAGAUCCGGUCCAACCACAACAAGCUGCAUUGGUUGUUGAAAAACUUGGAGAUCAUUUAGUUUCACAUGGUUAUUAA
This is a messenger RNA of Cinara cedri, 5998 nucleotides long. NCBI's taxonomy places the organism in Eukaryota, Metazoa, Arthropoda, Insecta, Hemiptera, Aphididae. The record is from the annotation of a GenBank genome assembly.